Messenger RNA from Cyclopterus lumpus (lumpfish), 943 nucleotides. RefSeq names its product modulator of smoothened a (gene mosmoa). Gene Ontology annotation, cellular component: ciliary membrane; Golgi apparatus. Gene Ontology annotation, biological process: negative regulation of smoothened signaling pathway. The record is from RefSeq and is a predicted model, not a curated record. The transcript is spliced from 3 exons. NCBI's taxonomy places the organism in Eukaryota, Metazoa, Chordata, Actinopteri, Perciformes, Cyclopteridae. The coding region runs from base 224 to 727 and encodes 167 amino acids.
GGUUCUGAGAUGUGAUGCUUUUGCGCUUCGUGUCUGAGUCGUUUGUAGCUGGAGGCUCUCGCUUGCUUGACGCGAAGGAGCUAACGUCGCUGCAACAAUGCACAGCAGAACCGCAACGGGCUCCCGUUGAAGGGGGGCGAGGUUAGACCGACACCAGCCCCGCACUUCGGGGUCACGCUUCGGACGGACGAACCGCCACAUUCACCCACGUCCGGCCGGCGCGAUGGAUAAACUCACGAUCAUUUCAGGGUGCCUGUUCCUGGCUGCAGACAUCUUUGCGAUAGCCAGCAUUGCGAACCCGGACUGGAUCAACACUGGCGAGUCGGCAGGUGCCCUCACAGUCGGUCUAGUCCGGCAAUGCCAGACCAUCCACGGACGAGACCGGACCUGUAUUCCACCUCGGCUGCCCCCGGAGUGGGUCACCACUCUAUUCUUCAUCAUCAUGGGCAUCAUCUCCCUCACGGUCACCUGUGGACUCCUCGUGGCGUCGCACUGGCGCCGAGAAGCCACCAAAUAUGCCCGCUGGAUCGCCUUCACUGGCAUGAUCCUGUUCUGUAUGGCGGCGCUCAUCUUCCCCAUAGGCUUCUAUAUCAACGAGGUGGGCGGCCAGCCGUACAAGCUGCCUAACAACACGGUGGUCGGCUCCUCCUAUGUGCUGUUUGUCCUCUCCAUCUUCUUCACCAUAGUGGGACUUCUGUUUGCAGGCAAAGUUUGCCUCCCAGGCUGAGGACUCGACUACGACCCGCCUCUGGACUGACGCAAGAGGCUCUGAAGAUGUUAUGGGAUUGACAAAAACACGCAAUGACUGAAAAUCAAUAACGACAAACUCUGGCCAGAAGCCUGAAACGGGGAAGUCUUUGAUUAUGUGUCAAGGGACCGCAGCACCACGGAGUACCGAACGCUAAAAAAAAAAUAAUGAAACCGAACAAAACACUAAAGUGGA